Microdochium trichocladiopsis is the source of this 1480-nucleotide messenger RNA. RefSeq lists its product as uncharacterized. Bases 44 to 1480 code for a protein of 478 amino acids. The record is from RefSeq and is a predicted model, not a curated record. Lineage: Eukaryota; Fungi; Ascomycota; Sordariomycetes; Xylariales; Microdochiaceae. The transcript is spliced from 3 exons.
AACCUCCUCCUUCCCCCCAAACCACGACACGACCGCCGCAACCAUGGCUCUGAGCGAGGACCAGAUCAAGAUCAUCGCGGAGAACCCACUCGAUGAGGCAUUGAAGGACGUUCGCGUUAAACUGCGCGAUUGCGCCGAUGUGCUGAAGGGCGGCAUUGUAGCAAACCUCUUGGGUGCACUUGUCACUUCUUCAGCAGCAUUCAACCUACCUGCACCAGACAGAAGCGGUAAUGUUGCCGGAAAGCUAUUCACCAUACAGCAGAGUGUCCGCGGAGGCUCACUCAAGCUUGAACAAUUCAGACCACUCAUUGACAUUGUCGUUGCCACCUCUCUCGACACCGAAGUCUGGGUAGUCGUCAUCGACCUCAUCGAAGCCGUCAAGCCGUCGACGCCCCCGCCUUCCAGCAUCAUACCCGCGUUUUUCGGAACGCCAGCAAAAACGAGCUCCAGCCGACUGGAUGACAGCGAGACCCGUGACAUUGUCGAACGCGAGCUUUUUUUUGAAAUAAAAGACUACAUGCACCGAGGAGUGCCGGGGUUUUUCGAGAAGCACUUCGACUCGGCAACACGGGACGAGAAACAUCGACAAAUGCUCAAGUUGACUCUGGCAAAUCACGACGGCUCGCAUUGGAAGGGCUUCCCAACCGAUCCAUGGGAGAAGCCCGUCUGGGAGUGGCUGGUUGCGCUGGAGGAGAGCUCCUUGACAGGCGCGCCGUAUACGCUGCAUGCAACCAGAACUGCUACCGAGUUCAAAGAGCGCAAAGGCCAGAUGGACGUGUUCUUUCAGAGGACCAAGAGCGGGAACCGUCGAUCCACGUUCAAAGAUGUUCUUGUCGUGGGUGAACAUAAACGGUCUUCCAAUUCAUCCGACUUCAAGGCGUGCCUGUUGCAGCUCACGAGGCAUGUCGUGAGGGUGUGCCAGACGUGCACGAUCCAGGGCUUCUCCGCCAUGCUCGACGCGACUGCCACUGCUGCCACUCCCAGCACUAGCGGCGGCGAGGGCCGGCCGUUCCGGUUCGUUUAUGUCAGCGGCAUGGGCGCGGAGCCGGACCAGACGUUUGUCGGCCCAGCAUACAGCGGAGCUCCAAAUGCCGUCCUACGGAGCCCGGAAGCACGGCUGUGCGAAGACCUGUCUAGCGGUACUUCAACGCAGCUGCACGACGAGCAUAGCAUGGCCAUUGCCGGCACAGAGACCACGGUGGGAUCAAGCCUGCUCAACAUCAACGGUGGAAACCGACUCCUUUACCCGUCUCCAGGCGAGCUCGUCAACAAACAUGUCCCGAAACACGAUCGAAAACAAGUCAAACGGCGCCAGCGUGGGUCCGCAGGCUCGAAGAAAGCGCGCAACAGAGGUGUCAAUGCUCAGAAAGCCAUCUGUGACAGCUGCGAGAGAGAAUCUGGUUCAAGGAGUGAGCUCACACACGCGUCAGACGGGAUGCGAAGCCGAAUCCUCGCACGGAAAUUAGAAAGCAAGACGUGA